AUGAAACCCCUGAGUCUCUGUAUCCUGCCCCUGCUGGCCGCCCUGUCCAUGGGGCUCUGCCCCCAACCUGCUGAUCUCAAAGAUGACCUGGGUAACAAGCUGUGUGCCCGUGCUUAUGCAGAUAGCAGCGUAUAUUAUGACAAAUGCUGUGGCGGAGAUUACCUGGAUAUCAACGCAGGAGAUGAUGUGCCCUAUGUCCCAUUAAAAUGGUUCAACCGCAUUUCCUCAUUGGUGGUGGGCACCCGAUGUGAGCUCACUGUAUGGUCAAAAAUACCUAAGGAUGGUGUCACCAAGAAGUUCAGCAGUGGGGUCCAGCCACGGCUGGCAGAAGUCAAGAAGGGACUCUUUGGAGACUGGGAUAACUCCAUCUCUUCCUAUUACUGCAAAUGUAACUAA
Pseudophryne corroboree (corroboree frog) is the source of this 396-nucleotide messenger RNA. Its product is annotated as syncollin-like. Lineage: Eukaryota; Metazoa; Chordata; Amphibia; Anura; Myobatrachidae. Gene Ontology annotation, cellular component: secretory granule membrane. The transcript has a single exon. The coding region runs from base 1 to 396 and encodes 131 amino acids. Gene Ontology annotation, biological process: exocytosis. The record is from RefSeq and is a predicted model, not a curated record.